AACUUCAGAGUCGUGCUUAUGUCACCAUCUGCUUCGACCUUCAAGCUCUCCUGUUGGUCAUGGACACUCAUAUGCCGAUGUUUAAUGAGAUUCCCCAAUUUUAAGAUCUCUUUCGCCUCUCUCACAUCGCCUCUCUCACAUUUGAGGGACCCAAAAAAAGCUAUUACUCCGUAGUAUAUUACUCCUUAAUUAAUUAAUUAUCUGGAGUCUCAAAGCAUCCGCCUAAGUGCAAGACCAAAGUCUUGAACCUGCGUUUCCAAAAUCCGCAAGACGCGAAGGCCGUAAAUCCCAAGUCGCCGACCGGCGACCGCGACGCCCCGAGCCACUUCCCACUGUCCGAACGCCUCGCCGCCCACCGCCGUGUGGCCGACCUACGCCGCUGUUCAGGAUAUUCUCACUAUUCUCUGUCGUGUCACAUUCAUCAAUUGGUAAUGUCAAACACUGUUCCCAUCCCAAGCGGCAUGUACAAGUUAGGCUUCAUCGGAGCAGGAAAGUUGGCAGAGAGCAUUGCGAGAGGCGUAGUCAAAUCGGGUAUAUUGCCGCCUUCUCGUAUUCGAACUGCCCAUUGCGGCUCCACUCGCCGUGCUGCCUUUGAAUCAUUUGGUGUCACCGUCUACGACCAAAACAAGCAGGUUGUUGAAGAUAGUGAUGUGAUCAUAUUCUCUGUGAAGCCUCAAGUUGUUAAACACGUGUUAUUAGAACUGAAGCCUGUUUUUACUGAGAAACAACUUCUGGUGUCAGUUGCUGCAGGUGUCAAAUUGAUAGACUUGCAGGAAUGGGCAGAUAAUAGUAGAUUUAUUAGGGUGAUGCCAAACACUCCGGCAGCUGUUGGCGAGGCAGCUUCUGUGAUUAGCAUGGGGAAUGGGGCUUUAAAAGAAGACGGAGAACUGAUCUCAUUGCUGUUUGGAGCUAUUGGGAAAGUGUGGAAAGCUGAUGAGAAAGUGUUUGAUGCAGUCACUGGUCUAAGUGGAAGUGGACCAGCAUACAUAUAUUUGGCCAUAGAGGCAUUGGCUGAUGGAGGGGUAGCUGCUGGUCUUCCUCGAGACCUUGCACUCGGUCUUGCUACUCAAACUGUACUGGGGGCUGCAACUAUGGUGGCCAGUAGAGGGAAGCACCCAGGUCAACUUAAAGAUGAGGUAGCCUCAGCUGGUGGCACCACUAUUGCCGGGAUUCAUGAGCUGGAGAAGGCUGGGUUUCGCGGGGUAUUGAUGAAUGCUGUUUUAGCUGCAACUAAGCGCAGUCGAGACCUUUCCCAGAACUAGUUAACAAUUUUCCUGUCAGCUCUAGAUUAUUUGUUCUACAAAGUCAGAAAGCAACUGUUCUCUUUCUCUUUUUAUUUAUUUAUUUAUUCAUUUCUUAUUGAUAAACCGAGGCCAUUUGAGUCUACAAUAAACAAUCCCAGAACUAGUUAACAAUUUCCCCGUCAGCUCUAGAUUAUUUGUUCUACAAAGUCAGAAAGCAACUGUUCUUUCUCUUUUUAUUUAUUUAUUCAUUUCUUAUUGAUAAACUGUUAGAAC
Molecule: messenger RNA, 1517 nt
Organism: Cuscuta europaea
Lineage: Eukaryota; Viridiplantae; Streptophyta; Magnoliopsida; Solanales; Convolvulaceae
Source: the annotation of a GenBank genome assembly